Messenger RNA from Drosophila willistoni, 1827 nucleotides. Its product is annotated as probable elastin-binding protein EbpS. Bases 1 to 1791 code for a protein of 596 amino acids. NCBI's taxonomy places the organism in Eukaryota, Metazoa, Arthropoda, Insecta, Diptera, Drosophilidae. The record is from RefSeq and is a predicted model, not a curated record. The transcript is spliced from 6 exons.
AUGGCUGAUUGGCAGCCAAGUGUUAUGGCAUUAGUCUUGGGCUGUCUGCUCUAUUUAAUCAUACCUCUAAGGCCAACAUCUGCCUGGAGCUUACCCAUCCUUCAAUCCUCCAAUCCGAUCCAAGUGGCACCUGUUGCCGCCGCCGCUGCUUCUGCUCUGCCUCGACAGCUAAAUGAAGUCUCGCCAUAUUUAGAUCUGGCCUUGUGCCCCAUACGCGCCGAACCAUGGUCAUGUGCCCGACAGCAAUCGGCCAGGAUUUUGGAUGUUUGGGAUGGUGAACUGAAUGUUCAGUGGCAGAAAUUGAAAGUCGAAGCCGAUCGUCAGCUGAACGCAACGAUUGAGAGGCGUGGCUAUAGCGCCUCCGAGCUGCCAGUAAAGGAGAAGCCAUCGUCGAUAUUGAAGAAAAUUGAGAUCGGCACGAAUUAUAUGAAAGAAUACCUGGCUGAAACGAUGGAUGGUUUCCUUGGCCGCGAAUACGAGUAUUUGCAGACAUCGAAAGCGGCUGCUGCCGAAGAUGAUAGUGAAAACGAUCAGAGCGUCAACAACAAUGUGGACUAUGACGACGAAACGGAUGGAGCGGAGCCAGAGGAAGAUGGCAGUGACACUGGCGAAGACGACGACGACGAUGAAGACGAUGCCGCCGAGGAGGAGGAGGAGGAGGAGGAUGAUGACAAUGACAACGACAACGAUGAAGGCGAGGCAGAUGAGGAUAACUCCAACGGCAGCAGCAGCAGCAGCACAGGUGGCAACCAUCAUGUCGCGGAGGAUGAGGAACAUGAAAGUGAAACCAGUCUGAAAGUGGCCCAAUCUCAAGACGAUGGCAAGAACACAGUUUUCAGUGAGGACAAUGGCUCAUCGAUUGGUGUAGAGUUCAUCGAGCUGGAGGACGAGGCUGGCAAGAAACCAGGCGGUGGGGGAAAACGCAAAAACAAGAACAAAAACAAGAAACAGAAACGCAAGAAGAAGGGUCAACAGCAACAGCAGCAACCAGCCACAUUGGUUGUGGUCCAGGCGGCACCCGAACAUCAUGAAGUUGACUCUGGCCAUGAGAGUGAGCCCACCUUUGUCAGUCAUGGCGGAAGCAGCGGUGGCGGAGGAGGACAUGGCGGAGGAGGUCAUGGCGGAGGUGGCCAUGGAGGCGGCGGCGGUCUCAAACCUUUCAAGCGUCGCCAAAAGGGCGGCAAGGGCAAACGCAAGCGCAAGGGCCAACAAUCGACUGUGGUGGUCGAGGAAGAGUCCAGCGAUCUUCUGGGCGGCUUGGGGCUGCUCGACGAAUUGGCCGAUGUCGAUGAUGUCCUGCUAGCCGGCGGCGUCGGUGGAAAACGCAAACAUAAGAAUCCAACAAAAUAUGGUAGAAGUAACGGAGUUACCCGCGGCAAGAAGAAGAAGAAGAAGAAGGCUUUGAUGAAAUUGGUGUUGCUUGGCUCGUUUUUGAAGGCGAAAAUCGAAUUAUUGCUUAAGAUAUUGGGCGCCCAUUUGCAAAUAAAAUUCUUUGCCAUAGCGUUAAUCGGUCUGUUGAUCAAUAUAGCGCGUUUCUGGAUUGAUGUCAAGCGGGGCGGUUCACCAUCUAAGGUUGUAUACGUUGAACAUGCCCAUCAUCAGCACCAUUAUGAGGAUCAUGGCGACGACUGGAGCGAGCCGGGUGGCAGCUAUUGGAAGCGAUCCCUGCAGACGGAUCCCUCAGUGGAGGAGAUUGACUCGUCCACCGAUAGCUAUCAGGUCCGUCCACAGCAGCAGCAGGCCCAAGAUGCCCAUUAUCUGGCCUAUCGCAAUCAAUAUCAAUGGCAAUAAAAUGCAGAAUGAGCAACCGCAAUCAAUAGAUCGAGA